Messenger RNA from Triplophysa dalaica, 3318 nucleotides. Its product is annotated as E3 SUMO-protein ligase ZBED1-like. Gene Ontology annotation, molecular function: DNA binding. The transcript has a single exon. The record is from RefSeq and is a predicted model, not a curated record. NCBI's taxonomy places the organism in Eukaryota, Metazoa, Chordata, Actinopteri, Cypriniformes, Nemacheilidae. The coding region runs from base 1560 to 2459 and encodes 299 amino acids.
ACACAAAGGGGUGAAAUGAAAAAAGGGAAAAAACACAGAAUGAGAUGACAGAAGACUGCUGAAAUUAAUGAGACAUUAAAUGUGUUUGAUAUGUUUUGUGGUUUAAAACACAACAGCGGCAUGACAUUUAACUGGACCUUCCACAAACAGUAAUACACCCAUCACUUCACAUUUGAAGAAACAGCUCGUUAUUAACUCAACCUUAAAAAUCUGUUAAAUGGUUUUGAAGGUGUGUUUAUUAAAACAUAUAAUAAUAAUAAUAAUAUAUUUUUUUUAGUGGUGGGCAUAGAUUAAUUUUUUUAAUCUAGAUUAAAAUGGCUCAUUUGAAUUCUGCCGAAGGCAUUCAGAAUGUGUGCUACCCAAAUAAUGACUAAAAGUAAGUCUUUGAGAACGGGUGUCUAAAGCCAGGUGGCGCAUUAGACCAGGGGCUCAUCUCCUGUUUCCAAAAUGCAUCACAAACUGCUUGAGAAAGCUGUUCUACUAUGAUAAUUGGUGAUGAAAAUUAAAUUAUGUUCAAUAAAAUGAACUUGUGACUCCUGAGAUAGGCGCAGGCUCCCCGUGACCCGAGGUAGUUCGGAUAAGCGGUAGAAAAUGGAUGGAUGGAAAAUGAACUUGUGUUUACUUCCGCAUUAGCUAAGGGAUUCUUUGCGUUUAGGUGGUACUUGAGACUGGAAGAGCUCCUACAGUACAUUUACAUUUAGUCAUUUAGCAGACGCUUUUAUCCAAAGCGACUUACAAAGAGUGAGGGAGCAACAAGCAAUAUGUCAUACAGGAGCCAUAAUACAUUAGAUCUCAAUACAAAGUUACUGAUUUUAACUAAAGCUAGACCACUACCUGUUGAGAGAAAGUGUUUUUUUUAAACCAAUUCCGCAUUGCACAAGGUGCAAACAACCUUAGUCUUGUCGAUGUUUCUAUUGGGAAGCUUCUUAAAAAUUAAUGUUCCCUGAAGCAAACCCGGCGGCUUCAUAGCUGCAUCCAUGUUAGCACGUCACGUUUGAUGCGGUAAUUUCACAGUAACGUUAUGUUGUGUUCAGACCAAACGCGAAUGGCGUGUCAAGCGCGAGUGAUUUAUAUGUUAAUGCAAAGAGCCAAUAGACCUACUUGCUGCGCGAAUCGCGCGAAUGAAGCCCUGCUUAUGAGAUGAUGAGGCGGCUUCUGCUUCCGCUUCCGCGAAUGACGCGAAUCACGCGAGUUUAAAAAUCUCGUUCUCGCUCCGUACAGUGCAGUUAAGCUGGUAUACAUCCGCGCUAAAAUAUCAAGGUGAAAGACAUCAUAGCUUGCGUAGUAUAGACUAGGGCUGCACGAUAUAUCGAAAAAUUAUCGUUCUCGCGAUAAUAGUAUAUGCGAUAUACGUAUCGCAGAGAGUUGCGAUAAGUGUAAUUUAUUGUGCCAAGCAUCUGUGUGUUGCAUGCGUAGGUUGUCCAAAUUUGACCAAUCAGAUGGGGCUUGCCGCUUUACUAUCUUUAUACCCGCCUCCAAGUAGUUAAGGUGCUAUAUGCUAUUGGCUAGAGGGUCGAAAGGUGAACCUAGCGGCUCAGAGCAUAGAGUGGAAAAUAAAUAUGGCAGGAGUAAGGUUAGAUACAAGCGAGGAAAAUGACAUCAGCGAAGAACUUGUGCCUAAAAAGAAAUGCACGUCUGAAAUAUGGCAGUAUUUUGGCUUCAAGAGAGAAGACGUGUCACAAAUGCAGGUACUGUGUAAGUCGUGCCGAAAAACUGUGGUUACGUCGAGAGGAAAUACAACUAAUCUCCACAGUCAUCUGGAACACAACCACAGGGAGCUAUUUGAAGACUUUCGAAAGUGUAAGGCAAUAUCCACCAAAACUGCUAACGAAAAGCCAAGUAACAAUAAGGGAGCCGUACAGACAACCAUCGAUCAAAGUUUUACAAAUUCAACGUCUUACGGGAAAACGUCGAAACGCCACAAGGAAUUAACGGAUGCUGUCACACGCUUUUUAGCUAAAGACAUGAUGCCUGUUAACACUGUGAGCAAAGAAGGCUUUGUGGGUCUAAUUAACAAAUUAGACCGAAGAUAUCAGCUGCCAUCGAGAAAUUAUUUUUCUCAUGUCGCAAUUCCACAGAUUUACGACACCUGUGUGAAGACAGUGAGCUCCGAGCUGCGCCAAUUGGAUUUCUACGCUAGCACCACUGACCUGUGGUCCAGUCGUACCACUGAGCCCUACAUGAGCUACACCGUUCACUUUCUUACUCAAGACUUUGAAUUAAAAACACGCUGUCUGGGUGUUGUGUAUUUCCCCGAAUCCCACACCAGUGAAAACAUAGCCCAUGGGCUGCGGGAUGUUUUAGCCAGCUGGAACUUAAAAGAGGAAAAUCAAGUGUCCAUUACAACCGACAACGGCGCUAAUGUGGUGAAAGCUACCGAACUUAAUAAUUGGGUCAGACUACAAUGCUUUGGACACCGCUUGCAUCUGGCCAUCGGUGAGUGUUUAUAUUUGCAAUAAUAAAAUUAAAACGGAAAAAAACGGUAGUUGUUUGUAUAGUUAGUAAAGUGUCCCAGGGAACACACAUACUGACAUUUUUUUUUAACCUGAAUGCAAUGUAAGUCGCUUUGGAUAAAAGCGUCUGCUAAAUGCAUAAAUAUAAAUAUAGUUGCAUGUAGACUAGACAUGAUUUUUAGAUUAGAGGAAUAUCUAUUACCUGUUUAUUUUAGUAUGAUUAUUACUUAUAUAAAUUAUAAACAAAAUAGCAUUUCUCUGGGGGAAUGUUAUAUCGCAAGAAAUAUCGUUAUCGCAAUAUUCAAAAACGUUAUCGCAUAUCGCAUAUUUUCCCAAUAUCGUGCAGCCCUAGUAUAGACCCAGCUCCCAACCCAACUUUGAGAAUAGAUUAACGGCGACAAUUUUUUUAACGCGCGAUAAUAGUCUCACUGCGUUAACGCCGUUAACGCCGUUAACGGCCCACCACUAAUUUUUUUACAUAAUAUACAUCAUUUUAGUUUGCUGCAUGGUGAAAGAGAAAUAGAUGCAGAUGCAUUCAAGUGUAAAUGCCCUCCAAAACCAUUUCAAGUCAGAUUAAAAUCUGAACAUACAAACCACUUGACAAAACUGGACAAUUCGUCGCCUAAGAAUUAUACAGUUCAAUCGAAAAGGUUUGUCAAAACUCAGCUUUUCGUUAUUUUAAAACAUUUUUUUUUUAAGGAAACUAAAUCACUUUAUAAUCUGGUUCUAAGAGCCAAUCAGCACUUUGACCACACACAAGAGGACACAAACAGGAUCAGCUGUGACAGUGGGAAACAUUUCAACCCAAAUGUUUAAAAGAAAACCUCAAGAUCAAUAUUUUGUUGAGGAUUACAUUUUUCGUAAA